Messenger RNA from Arctia plantaginis, 1272 nucleotides. NCBI's taxonomy places the organism in Eukaryota, Metazoa, Arthropoda, Insecta, Lepidoptera, Erebidae. The record is from the annotation of a GenBank genome assembly.
AUGUCUAGCGGCAGCUGUUCGGGGCCGGGUGUCUGUGGAGGGGCCCGUCGGCGGCCUCCCCCACCACCCGAGCCGGCGCUGUCCCUGGCCGCAGACCUCAGCGAGCUGAGCCUAGACCAGGGCUACCAUACCCUGGCUGAUUGCGGUCCCCCUAGAAGAAGAAGGGAUAAUAACCUCAAUGAUGCGUUGUGGUUGAAGAUUUUGUCUUAUCUAGAGGUUUCAGACCUAUGCCGAAUGUCCCGCGUGUGUCGACGUUGGGCAAGACUCACUACGCGGCUAAUAACCAGGCCCGAAGCAUGGAAAAGGGUCAGAGCGGCAGGCCCUUUGGAAAUAGCUGCUAGAUGUGCAGGAGCCAGGGCGGGCCCUUGUGUGAGUUCAGUCCGAGAGUGGCGGUCGAAGAACAGUGUGGUGACGGUUGCGAGUGCCCAGUUACUGGUCGCCACAUUUAGGAAUCUAACGCAUUUAGCUGUGACCAGUUCUAGCAGUAUGGAUGCGAGAUCAUUAGCACCUCUUGUCACGGAUUUAACGGACUUGAGACACAUAGAUCUUACAGGUUGUCCAAAUGUAGACUGGCCGGAAUGGGCGUGGUUAGAAACCCGACUGUCAACGAGAAGACCUCCCGUGGAAUAUAUAGACCUGACGGACUGCGGGUCUGUUACGGAUGCUGGUCUUUGUGCCUUACUUCACACCUGCCCUUCACUCCAGUAUUUAUACCUAAGGCGAUGUACUCUAGUCACAGAUGCGGGCGUACGGUGGAUACCAUCGUACUGCGCACUGAAGGAGCUUAGCGUGUCCGACUGUACAGGCGUCACGGAUUUCGGACUGUAUGAGCUGGCGAAGCUAGGCCCAGCACUGCGGUAUCUCUCUGUAGCUAAAUGUACACAGGUAUCAGAUUCCGGUAUUCGAACGUUGGCGAGACGGUGUUACAAACUUCGGUAUCUUAACGCUCGAGGAUGCGGGGCACUAGGAGAUGAUGGAGUAGAAGCUAUCGCUAGAGGAUGUUCCAGGCUAAGAGCUUUGGACCUUGGUGCUACGGAUGUAUCUGAAGCUGGAUUACAGAUCCUAGCUCGAUGCUGUCCAAACCUCAAAAAGCUGGCACUUAGAGGUUGCGAGCUCGUCGGUGACGAUGGCCUGGAAGCCGUGGCGUAUUACUGCCGAGGUCUUACCCAGCUUAAUAUUCAAGAUACACCAGUCACGUUACGAGGAUACAGAGCCGUCAAGAAAUAUUGUAAACGAUGUGUCAUAGAACAUACUAAUCCCGGAUUCUGUUGA